This is a messenger RNA of Polistes dominula (European paper wasp), 1672 nucleotides long. RefSeq lists its product as uncharacterized. The record is from RefSeq and is a predicted model, not a curated record. Gene Ontology annotation, molecular function: transmembrane receptor protein tyrosine kinase adaptor activity; fibroblast growth factor receptor binding. NCBI's taxonomy places the organism in Eukaryota, Metazoa, Arthropoda, Insecta, Hymenoptera, Vespidae. Gene Ontology annotation, biological process: fibroblast growth factor receptor signaling pathway. Gene Ontology annotation, cellular component: cytoplasm.
UUCAAGCCGAUAAAGAUGGUAUACAGUGGUGUUUAUAGUUGUCAUAUAAGAAUGUGUUGUUUGUGAUAGGGUGUAUUGUCUUUGAUCGUGGAACAUUUAUUAUUUGGAUAUGUUGUAUUCGGAUAAAAAAGGAUGGGGUGUAUCAAUAGCCGUGCAGAUAUCAAUGAUCUAUAUCCCAAUAUAUUUCAAGUGAUAAAUGUUGAUGAUCUCGGUAAUUUAGUUACUCAAGGACGUUUAGAAAUAACAGACACAGAUAUAAUUUUAUAUCAACGCGAUAAACAGCCUAUCAAAUGGCCAUUGAAAUGUUUAAGACGAUAUGGUCAUGACGCUGAAAUCUUUAGCUUUGAAUCAGGUAGAAGAUGUUCUACUGGGCCUGGUAUUUAUGCUUUUAAAUGCCGUCAAGCAGCACAUUUAUUUAAUCUCGUUCAAACAAAUAUCCAAGUAUGUAAUAACAGUAUAGAUGAUACAAUAUCAAGAGAGCUUCCAGUUGCUGCUCAAACAGUUCCAUCUGGAACAAGAACGACAAUACCAUUUGAACCUAAUUAUUUAGAUCCAACGCCUACUAGAUUUAAUAACCGCAUUGGCACUAGAUUUGUUCAUAAUGAGCAAAAUGGAAUAGGAAGACUAAGUAGCGUUGGGAGUAGUAAUGGUCCUAUGUCACCUCAAGAAACUAUAAGUACACCAUCUCCACCACCUAUUCUACCACCACCGCCGCCACCACCGCCAUUACCAUCUACUAUUUCUCAUUCGCAUUCAUCUUCACUUUAUAUCAAUGAAGAAAUAUUGUCCAUUCCAUUGGAAAUGGAACACAAUAAUAAUAAAAGUCUUCGAAGAAUGACUCAGAGAUCCUGUGCAUUAAAAACUAGUUCUCCUUCUAGUGGCACAUGGGAAAUGGCAUCUGUAGCUAAAAAUCAAGAUAUUUCAUCUAGCAAUAAACCAUCGGUACCUUCAACGGUAUCCUAUAUGAAUGUGGACAUUAGUAAUGAAGUUAGUUCACUUUCACCAAGUCAUAGUACUUUUGAUCCAACUACGUGUGUAGAAGAAAUUAAUGAAUCAAAUGGUUUGGAACAUUCAUACAUGAAUAUAAAUCCUGGUAAUGAUCCAGCUGAUUCCAUUGCUACUAGGGUACAUGCCCUAUCAUUACCAGCCUUACAAUCUGAUCCGGAUGAUGGAUCGAGGCACUGUUAUGCUAAUUUAGAAUCAGCUGAAAUUGAAAGUUUAAAGAAAAGGUUUUCAGGGAUUUCUAUAUCUGAUAAAUCAUCUUUACCACCAUCAACGCCUACAGGUAUUGCCAUUAGAGAAGUUAAUUAUGCUGUUUUGGAUUUAGAUAGGAAAGAUGAAUCAUCGUUGGAUGGUGCGGUACAUUUGACACCAUCUCCUCCAGAGUCACCAAAUAAAACACAAGAAGGAUACGCUAUAAUAGAUUUCAAUAAAACAGCUGCUCUCAGUCAUUCUGUCAAUCCUAAUCUUUUAAAUGAUAAUGAAGGUUCUCGAAAGACACGUCACAAUUCCACAAUAAAUGACUUGUCCGCUUCUAGCAGACUCAGUUCAUCCAUUAGUGAGUAACACAUUCAUUAUUUUAUUAUACUCACAGCAGAUUAUUUAUGUAAUCGCACCAUUACAUAUUAUAUGCAUAUGCAUAAAAUCUUUAAUCUCUCAUAAAGUAAUAAUU